AUGAAGGGGCGAAGCUUCACGCUGCGCGCUAUUAUGUCUGGACUCCUAAUCGGUCUUCUAAUCAACGUCUCUAAUACAUACUAUGGACUUCGCGUUGGAUCCGGUAGCGGAAUGUCCAUGGUUUCGGCGUUGAUGGGUUUUACCGGUUUCAGACUAUUCUCGAGGUACACGACGACCAGAUUUGGCGCUGCGGAGAACGUUUUGCUCGUCAGCGUGGCCACGGCUACAGGAUGUAUGCCGUUCACAGCAGGAUUGAUCGGUGCAAUUCCCGCCCUCGAAUUCCUUAUCGGUCCCGACGAAAACGGCCCGCUGCGCGAAGGCUUUGGAAGCCUUCUUGUCUGGACAGUCGGUCUUUGCUUCUUCGGGAUCGUUUUCGCCGCCAUGCUUCGGGGACAUUUCAUUGAACGGGAGCGACUACCAUGGCCGGGCGCAAGUGCUACGGCCCAUCUCAUUAACACCCUUCAUCACAGCGCUCCGAAGUCACAGUCAGCUUCUCGUAAUGGUCUCUCUUCGAGGCGGGAGUCUCUUAUAGGAGAACCGCCCCUUGCGUGUGUCCAGGGCGACGAGAUUUCUGAUGAGAUCGAAUGGAAAUCUGCGAUGAACAGCCUCCUACGGGGUGCAAUAGUAUCUGGAAUCAUUUCUGUCACUCUGGAUUUCAUACCUAUCCUCCACGAAUUACCACUUUUUGGGCACCAAGCGGCCAGCACCUGGCUCUGGACUGUGGACCUUUCACCUGGUUUCUUCGGCCAGGGGAUGAUUAUCGGCCCUUACAUUUCGUUGCACAUGCUGGCUGGUGCCAUCAUUGGAUGGGGAAUAUUAUCACCGCAUGCAAAACGCCGAGGCUGGGCGCCCGGCCCAGUGGAUGACUGGACUUCGGGAUCAAGGGGAUGGAUUAUAUGGAUCAGCAUAGCCUCAUUACUUGCUGAUGCGUCGAUCAAAUUGGCCUGGCUUGUGGUGCGACCGUGUUGGAGGGAAUACCGAGCUAACAUACGCUCCGCAAGCCGAUUGGCAGCCUUCUGGAGGAACCGCGCUCGACGUCGGUCGCCACCACCACCUUUCGAAAACCAGUACAUGCCUAUACCAAGUGAGCCACAUUCUGAUUCCGACCCUAUACCCACUCAAAGGAUGCAAUGGACCACGCUCGUUCGGAAAAGAUGGGAAAGUAUUCCCUCGUCUGGCGGCCUCAGCGCCCUACCAGUCCUUAGCUUGGGCUUCCUGGUCUCCCUCCUCAUUUGCAUAUUGACAGUACAACUCGUCUUUGGGAAGCUUACCCCCUGGUAUUAUACUCCGCUCGCCAUAGCUCUGUCGCUUCCGAUGGCAGCUGUGGGGAUACGAUCUCUUGCAAAGACGGAUGUCAAUCCAGAAAGCGCUAUAGUCUCCCAGUUUGUAUUUGCAGCAUUGAUUUCGCAUUCCGAUCCAAAUGCCGUAAUUAUCAACCUCAUAUCUGCAGCCAUCGCCGUAGCAGGUGCGGUCCAGUCAGGAGACCUUGCGUACGAUCUCAAAGUCGGAAGCAUCGUUGGCGCACGCCCAGAAGCACAAAUGCAUGGACAAAUCAUUGGCUCACUCUUCGGUGCUUUCGUAUCAUGCGGGGUAUACAAGCUCUAUGCGUCUCAGUAUCCCAUACCGGGCCGCUUCUUCAGGGUCCCGUCCGCAUAUCUCGUUCUCAGCACCUCCAGAUUGCUUUUGGGCCAGGGCCUCCCAGAGGGUGUUUGGCCCUUUGCCGUGGCAGCCGCCGCCCUCUCCGCUCUGGCCACAAUAUUGAAAAUGCGAUAUGAAUCUCGUUGGUGGCAAAAGCUGAUUCCCAGUGGAGUAUCGUUCGCAAUUGGCAUAUAUCUUUUGCCCUCGUUCAGCAUCACCCGCGCACUUGGAGGACUGUUCUACAGCGCAUAUACGCAGCGUAGGAAAGACAGGGAGGGCAAUCUCAUCAUCCUUGCUAGUGGUCUUGUGUUGGGAGAAUCUAUCGCGAGCCUUGUCAACCUUGGUCUUAGCGCUCUUAAUGUGCCGAAGCUCUGGGUGUAA
Messenger RNA from Trematosphaeria pertusa, 2019 nucleotides. RefSeq names its product OPT superfamily oligopeptide transporter. The transcript has 4 exons. NCBI's taxonomy places the organism in Eukaryota, Fungi, Ascomycota, Dothideomycetes, Pleosporales, Trematosphaeriaceae. The record is from RefSeq and is a predicted model, not a curated record. The coding region runs from base 1 to 2019 and encodes 672 amino acids. Gene Ontology annotation, molecular function: oligopeptide transmembrane transporter activity. Gene Ontology annotation, cellular component: fungal-type vacuole membrane.